CCGCUGAUGUCCAGGACAAUGACGGCAUCUUACCAGCCGCGCAGGGCAUCUUCCCGCCGCCUGGAGAGUCCCUUCUCUUGGGGCUUCCUGGGGAUCCUAGUGCUGGCCCUAGAGCUCCUGCUACCCACAUGCUCAGAUGCCUGUUGUGAGCUGCCAAGAUUUGAAUCUAUGAAACCCAAGGAUGAUCCUACACCCCCUUACAAUCCUGGGUACCAGGUAAAAUAUGAGUGUCGCCCAGGAUACAGGCGUCGUUUUCCUCUUCUUCCUUCCUCUGCUGUUUGUCAGCCUGAUAACACCUGGGCACCUCCUCUCCAGGAGGCCUGUACAAAAAAGUCAUGUCCACAGCCAAGAGAACCUCCAAAUGGCAAAAUAGUCUACAUUAGCGAAACUCUGGAGUUUGGCGCACAAGCUCACUAUGCUUGCAAUGAGGGUUAUUCCUUAGUUGGAACAAAAAUUCUACAUUGCGAAGUCUCUGGAAACGAUGUGGAAUGGAGUGAGGAGCCACCACAUUGUGAAAAGAUUUUGUGUCAACCACCUCAACAAAUACCCAAUGGAGAAUUCAGCAAUAGCCACAAAGAUACAUUUGAAUAUAAUGAAGAAGUCACUUACAGUUGUAAGCCUUCAGAUGGACCAGAUGAAUAUUCCCUUGUUGGAGAGAGCAAGCUUGUUUGUUCUGGGCGUAACCAAUGGAGCCCUGAUCCUCCUGAGUGUAAAGUCGUCAAAUGUGAAUAUCCAGCGCUGGAGAAUGGAAAACUGGCGUCAGGAUUUGGAAAAAAAUUUCAGUACAAAUCAGAGGUUACUUUUGAAUGCCUGGAGGGAUUUUACCUUGAAGGCAGCAGCACUAUUGUCUGUGGAGCUGACAGUACUUGGGAGCCUAAGAUCCCAAAAUGUAUUAAAGAAGAUUCCAAGAAAAUGGUGACUCACCAAUUGGGGCCAAUGAUUUAG
Messenger RNA from Myotis daubentonii (Daubenton's bat), 945 nucleotides. RefSeq names its product membrane cofactor protein-like. Lineage: Eukaryota; Metazoa; Chordata; Mammalia; Chiroptera; Vespertilionidae. The record is from RefSeq and is a predicted model, not a curated record. The transcript has 7 exons. The coding region runs from base 7 to 945 and encodes 312 amino acids.